AUGACCGAACAAACAGACCAAUUGCCGCCACACUCACAGCCAACCAAUGGCUACAAGAAAUACCCGUCACACGAUAACGAACACUCCGGGCCCAACAGUCAACCGAAUAACCACUAUAACGAAAACCAAUAUGGGGCCAAAGACUCUCAUAAUAACAGGCAAUACCAAUCGAAAGGUGGUAGAUAUGGAUCUAACAAAUACAGCAAUCGUAACAAUAGCCAAGGGAACUCUCAAUACUACAAUAAUAGAUACAACAAUAGCUACAGACUGAAUAAUAACGAUUACAAUGCAGCCAUGAUGCCAAAUAUGCAGUGGCCCGCCAAUUACUAUGCCCCUCAGAUGUACUAUAUCCCCCAACAAAUGGUUCCUGUUACUUCCCCACCAUACACACACCAGCCGCUUAACACUAACACAACCGAACCUCCUUCUGCGCCUAAAACUACAAAGAUAGAAAUAACUACGAAGACUGGGGAACGUUUAAAUCUGAAAAAGUUCCACGAAGAAAAGAAAGCUUCCAAGAAUGACGAGAGCAACGAUGAGACAGAACGGAAGUCCAAAUCCAGUACUCCUUUUGAAAAGGAGGCAACUCCUGCUGUGGUUGCUAAUCAGCCAACUAAAGAGACGUCACCUGAAGCUGCUAUUGAAAAAUCCGUUUCAGAAGCAGAAAACACUAAGAGGUUAUUUUUGGAACAAGUGAGGAUGCGGAAAGCUGCCAUGGAAAGAAAGAAGAACGGUUUGGCGUCUGGAAAUGAACAAAAAUUGGACAAUGUGAAUUCCUCCAAAAUUGACGCGACCAAAUCCAAUCCGUUCCUCCAACCCGAAACCGUCAAAGACGAACCAAAACCAGUCGAGGAAGAACCAAAACCAGUUGAGGAAGAACCAAAGCCAAUUGAGGAAGAACCAAAGCUAAUUGAGGAAGAACCAAAACCAGUUGAGGAAGAACCAAAACCAGUUGAGGAAGAACCAAAACCAGUUGAGGAAGAACCAAAACCAGUUGAAGAAGCUGAUGAACCUGUUCUUGAUGUAAAAACGGUUGCAAGUGAAAUUGCGCCACAACAAGAUAGGACUGGAAGUACAACCAAAACAGUGACAUUUAAUGAGCCAGAAAGUAAGAGCAGUUCUCAAGAUACCACUGAACUUGUGGAGGAGAACAAAGAUGAUGUUUCUGAUGCGAAUGACAGUGAAACUGUAAAUAAAACUGAUACGAUUGACGAAGGCAAUGUGAAUCCUGAAAUUGCGAAAUCAGAAAAUGCAGACAUUCCAGCGGAAGAAACAACAUCUUCUAUAUCUGGUAUUGAAAUUCCUACAGUGUCACAAUUACUUGAAACUUUGAAGAAUGCCGAGCCGAUUUCCAAUAUAUAUGACUUUUCCUAUCCAGCGGACAUCGAAAAGCCAGAUAUCAAGUAUAAAAAGCCAAGCGUUAAAUACACCUAUGGUCCCACUUUCUUACUUCAGUUCAAGGAUAGAUUGAAAGUUAAGGCUGAUCCUGCCUGGGUUGAAGCCGUUUCCUCCAAAAUUGUUAUUCCUCCUCAUAUGGCCAGAAAUAGACCAAAAGAUGGCGGAAGAUUUGGAGGUGAUUUUAGAAGUCCAUCUACGCGUAACUUGGACCCUAGCUCUAAUUCAAGGAUGUCUUCAAAAAGAAGAUCCAAAAGGAUGGGUGACGAUAGAAAAUCUAAUAGAGGAUAUACAUCUAGAAGGGAUCGUGAAAAAGCCUAUGAAAGAGCAGAAGAGCAAGCUCCAAAAGAAAAUGUCGUUCCGUUGGUACCAAGUGCUAAUAGAUGGGUGCCUAAGUCGAGAGUUAAGAAAACCGAGAAGAAGUUGGCUCCUGAUGGUAAGACCGAGUUACUAGAUAACGAAGAGGUGGAAAGGAAGAUGAAGUCUUUGCUAAACAAGCUAACCUUAGAAAUGUUUGAUUCGAUCUCUACUGAAAUUUUGGACAUUGCAAAUCAAUCGAAAUGGGAAGAUGAUGGUGAAACAUUAAAAAUAGUCAUCGAGCAAAUUUUCCAUAAAGCCUGUGAUGAACCUCAUUGGUCUUCAAUGUACGCCCAAUUAUGUGGUAAAGUGGUCAAAGAUCUUGACGUUAGCAUCGAGGAUAAAGAAAACGAAGGGAAGAACGGUCCAAAGCUUGUCUUGCAUUAUCUGGUUGCAAGAUGCCAUGAAGAAUUUGAAAAGGGUUGGGCCGAUAAGUUGCCUGCAGGAGAAGAUGGCAAUCCGUUAGAACCUGAACUGAUGUCAGACGACUAUUAUAUUGCGGCAGCUGCUAAAAGAAGAGGCCUGGGUUUGGUCCGUUUCAUCGGGUACUUAUAUUGUUUGAAUUUAUUGACCGGAAAAAUGAUGUUUGAAUGUUUCCGUAGAUUAAUGAAAGAUUUGAACAACGAUCCAUCUGAAGAGACUUUGGAAUCUGUCAUUGAGCUACUGGAUACUGUGGGUAAACAAUUUGAAAAUGACAAGUUUGUCACGCCUCAAGCCACUCUUGAAGGUUCAGUACUUCUCGACAAUCUAUUUUUGUUGCUACAACAUAUUAUUAAGGAAGGUUCUGUGUCGAAUAGAAUAAAGUUUAAGUUGAUCGAUGUAAAGGAAUUGAGAGAAAUCAAACAUUGGAACAGUGCGAAGAAAGAUGCUGGACCGAAGACAAUUCAACAAAUUCAUCAAGAAGACGAACAAUUACGCCAAAUGAAGAACAGCCAAAGAACAAAUUCAAGAUUUAACAACCAUCACAAUCAAUCCAACAGUAAUCGAUUCUCUUCCAACAGAAGAAAUAUGCAAAAUGCACCAAGAGAUAACUUUGCCUCCUCAAAAACAACCUCUUUCAGAAAUAACCAAAAACAGUCUCGUAAAGCGGAGGAAUCUUCCCAAGCUCCAAAGGCCAAUAUGUUUGACGCAUUGAUGAACAACGAUGGGGACAGUGAGUAG
Messenger RNA from Saccharomyces eubayanus, 2913 nucleotides. RefSeq names its product translation initiation factor eIF4G. Lineage: Eukaryota; Fungi; Ascomycota; Saccharomycetes; Saccharomycetales; Saccharomycetaceae. The coding region runs from base 1 to 2913 and encodes 970 amino acids. The record is from RefSeq and is a predicted model, not a curated record. The transcript has a single exon. Gene Ontology annotation, molecular function: mRNA binding; translation initiation factor activity; protein binding. Gene Ontology annotation, cellular component: eukaryotic translation initiation factor 4F complex.